CUCUGAACUUUCAACAUGGGCUCGUUCUGAGGACAAGAUGUCCGAUUGCCUUCUUGCGAGUUCCCUCUGCCGUCUUCCCCUUGGCCCUCAGUUUCCCGAGGAAUCAUGAUCAAGCACUUCAUGAAGGAAUUCCGGCAGGACGUGCCGAAAGUGCCAGUAGUGAAACCGCUGCAGCUUGAUAGCGCCUAUUCUUCGAACACAGAACCGUCGUCGAUCUACGACAACAAUCACUACCACGAGGAGUGCCUUCGAUGCAACACAUGUGGGAUCAACCUGACCGGGAUCAACCAAAAGCGGGCGCGAAGAUUCAAGAACCAGAUUUUCUGCGAUCUCCACUUCGCGGAUGUAGCCCUACUGGAGAGCUCGGAUUUCAUGCAACAGCUGCGAAGCUUCAAGCCUCAAAGCCUGGGCUGUGCUGUGGCCCGACGAAAAAGCUCCACCACCCUCAUAUUCCCUCUCCCUCCGCAGGCUUGCUCAGACGAAGUUUGCGAUCAAUACCCCCACAAGCUGAUUCCGACUCCGGGUUACUGGAUUGAAUGCUCUCGGCCACACGACAGAGACGACGGAUCUUGGAAAUCUGGUCACGGGUCUCUAAGGGAGGAGGAGGAGUCCCCGGACGGUGGCACUCCUUGCUCCAUGCCUUCCGGUCAUCCCUCCCAGGGAUCCGAUGGGAGCCCCGUCUCUGAACUCCCCAAUCGGCAUUCCAUUCAGGUUGGUUCAGAUUCCCCGAUCGUGAAAGACGCGCCAAAUACUCACAAAACGCCGAUCCAAGAGCAGUACGAGAAGCUGGGGACGUUCGAGCUAACGUCGAUUGAGCAAGAAGUCUACGAGAAAUACUUCUACGGCACGGAGCACUGGAAUUAUUUCUCGAAUGACGAGGAUCUGGGACCUGUGAUUCUUAGCCUAAAGCAGGAGACCAUCAACAAUCGAGACCAGUUCAGGAUAAUGGUGCGAGCGGUGAGUUACACGGUGCACGGUCUGGUACCUGCGUCGUGUGUCAUGGCUGAUCGGUACAACCGGGAAGAGGUGGUUCGAUCCCUGGGAAAAGAGGUGAACCUCCAUCCUCCCCUCUUCCUAGGACAGCUGCCCAACACUCCAGAAGAGCUGCUCAAACUCGAUCAGGUCUGUCCUAUUGCUCUCCUAUCUCCAUUCGAGGAGAUUACCUGGGUAUUCAUGAAAUCGGAGCUGAAAGUCGGUGUGGUUUAUGUGAAGGAGGGUCAAUAUACCGAAGAGGAGAUCCUGGAUAAUAACGAGCACUCCCCGCUUUUCGAGGAAUUCCUCUCCGUCACCGGCGAGAAAGUCCGACUCAAAGGUUUCGACAAGUACAAAGGAGGAUUGGACACGGUGCACGACCUCACGGGGACUCAUUCCGUCUACACUCAUUGGAGAGGAAUCGAAAUCAUGUUCCACGUCUCUACCCUUCUCCCUUACGAGCAACAUGAUCCUCAAAAGGUGUCGGUGGUAUCAAGGGACGAGGUGGGAGCCUAUAAACCCUACCUUCUCCACCAGUCCAUCUUCAGCAAGGGACCCAUGUUUCGUGAAUGGCUCCUCACGAAAAUCGUGAACGGGGAACGGGCUUCGUAUUCCGCACCGAAAUUCGCCCGGAUGCAGGAACGGACUCGAUCGCAAAUGCUCGAGGAUAUCGUCCAAAAUCUUCAGAAUCACGCCGAGACUGGGCAAAUGCCCAAACCUUACAGGAGAGGGUCGUGGCGUCCAAUCGGGCACAUGAGGCCGUCGAGUCCCCUAUUGGAUUCCGUCCGGGAUCUCUUCGAGGGACACGAUCAGCUGGCCAAAGACUUCGUCAAGUUCUUCCUCAACGAGGAGAGUCCGACGGGGGAGAAGCAACUACAUCUCUUCGACGUCACCUUUCUCGUCGGGUCUGGGAAAGAGAAGACGAAGCUGUACGGGGUCCGUGCCCUCCUCGGCGUUCGUAGCAGGGUGUUCCAGGAGAUGCUGUAUGGGUUCAGCACGGGAUUCGGUAGUCCUCAAGUGUCGGUGGCGGAUCUGCUGGCCAGACCAGCCCCGGCCCUCCAUUCCCCCUCGGCCUCCUCGUCGAAACCCAGCAAGAGCUCCAACUUCCUUCAAGUCCCUGACAUCGAGGCCACUAGCCGGCCCAAGAGCGUGCCAAAUAGCCCGAUGGUGAUAAGGGCCUUUUCCCGGCUUGGCAAUUUGACGUCGGGCUGGGGCAGAAGCAAAAAGCAGGAAAAUACCCUACACGUCGACGACAAGAAAAAAUGGGCUUCUUCCACCGACUGCUCAAAAGACGUGGAUCGUGGAGAUAUGACGGGGAAGAAAGGGGAGAAGGGGGUGCCGGAGCUCUCAGUCCCUCGUCUCUCCGUCUGUGCCGACGCUCAGAAAGUGGAUAAGAGCAAACUCACCCAAACCGAGAACCCAAUGGAGGAUUAUAUUUUUCCUGACCAGUUCCCGAUCAUCGAGUUCGAGGCAGAUGCGUUCAGAUUGUUGCUCAAUUACUUGCACACUGGGAGCUGUCCGUUGAAGUGCACAAAUAUCCCCGGCCUCAUCUGCGCUGCGGAACACUUUGACCUGCCCGAACUCCUUCAGGCCUGCUUUCAUCAUGCCAAGCAGUUCCUCCGUGUUGAAGUCAUCUUCAACCACCCUGACUUCCUUCAACUGUCGGAGUCCAUGGUGCAGAUGAUCAUGUGCCGAAACCUGGAGGUGCCCGAGGUGAAGAAAUUCGAAGCGAUGUUGGCCUGGGCAAAACAUCGGGUGCGGAGUAAAUCUCAGUCGGGAUUCUCGUCGUCGACGAAGACGGAUUCCAGGGUGGAAUUCCGAUCCAUCAUGGAGAGGCUAACUCGGGAUCUCAAGUUGUAUCGCAUCUCUCCUCAUGAACUAAUCAAGGUGGUGUUGCCGAGCAAGGCGAUUAAGAACGAGAGGAUACUAGAGACGCUCAUGUACCAAGCCAAUUCGGGGAUGUAUCGGAUCCAAGAUGAUUACCUUCAGGCCUGCACCCUUCGACUUCAAAAACAAGAUUCACGGUUCUCCGAAUGGGACUCGUUCGACUACGGAUUCUGAAUGAGUCUCAGUCGCCCGUCUAGCCAGAUAUUUUUGCACUGAGAAAAUUCUUUAUCACGUGUGAUGAUGGGGGGG
Darwinula stevensoni is the source of this 3108-nucleotide messenger RNA. The record is from the annotation of a GenBank genome assembly. NCBI's taxonomy places the organism in Eukaryota, Metazoa, Arthropoda, Ostracoda, Podocopida, Darwinulidae.